AUGAAUAGUCUUCCAGAUGAACUGCUGCUGAAAAUCUGCUUGAAGAAGUAUUUUAGUGGAUAUUGUGAAAAACGACUUUUCAUGCGUCUUGUAUGUAAGCGAUGGCUUUGUUUGUGGGAGCGCUGUAGCGAGAACAAGAUUGCAGUGGAAUGCGUUCGCGUUUCUUUACGAGCGGAAGUGAAUAAUUUCUGCAUGGCAGUUAUAGUGCGUGAGCGUUGGAUGGGGCUUCGGUCAAAAAAAAUUUACUGCGAAUACAAUUCGGAAGCAGUUUGGCGCCUUAUGUCUCUCGUUUAUUUAGGCGGGAAAGGUGUGAGUUUACGUUUAUAG
Messenger RNA from Enterobius vermicularis (human pinworm), 327 nucleotides. Lineage: Eukaryota; Metazoa; Nematoda; Chromadorea; Rhabditida; Oxyuridae. The record is from the annotation of a GenBank genome assembly.